AUGGCUAACACAAAUUACAUUCGCAAAGUUGCUGUCGUUGGCGCUGGCGGCAAUGUCGGACGUUUCAUCACCCAAGCCCUGCUCAAGACUGGCCAACAUAUCGUGACAGCAAUCACUCGGGCUGAUAGCCAAAGCAGCCUUCCUGAGGGCGUAAUCCCCAAGAGAGUCGACUACGAGAAGCCAGAGACCCUAGUCGAGGCUUUGAAAGGCCAAGAUGCUCUCGUCAUCACGGUCAGCGGGCGUUCGCCGAUUCAGUCAAUCGAAGAAAAGCUGGUUAGGGCUGCUGGGGAGGCUGGAGUGCCGUGGAUCUUACCGAAUGAAUGGUCUCCGGACUCUGCGAACCAAGGCCUUAUCGAUGAUGUCUUCCUCUUCGGAAUGAAAGUCGCUACUCGAAAGCUCAUCGAGGACCUAAGAAAGAGCUCUUACGUUGCAGUGGCCACUGGCUUCUGGUACGAGUACAGCCUUGGUAUUGCGAACAACUAUGGCUUCGACUUUGCAAAGCGAGCCGUCAAGUUCUACGACGAUGGCAGUACGAAGAUCUCAACUUCGACCUGGCCACAAGUUGGCCGCGCUGUGGCAGCUCUUAUUAGCCUGCCCGUCCACUCCGACAUUGAACCCUGCCUUGAACGCUACAAGAACCAAUUGGUCUACAUCAACUCCUUCACCGUCAGUCAACAAGACAUGUUGGAGUCAGCUCUCCGAGUCACCAGCACGAAAGAGACAGACUGGACCGUGACAAAAGAAGAUUCCCGCCAGUUGUACGAACAAGGCAUCAAAGAGAUGAAGGAAGGCAAAUUCGGUGGCGCUAACUUCCUCUAUUCUCGGGUCUUCUUUCCGAACGGCGGUGGUGACUUUGAAAGCACCAAGGGGACGCUCAAUCGCGUGUUGGGGUUGCUAAAGGAAAAUCUUGAUGAGGCUACCAAGAGGGCGAUUGAAAGACAAGUACAGGCCUAG
Zasmidium cellare ATCC 36951 is the source of this 954-nucleotide messenger RNA. RefSeq lists its product as uncharacterized. NCBI's taxonomy places the organism in Eukaryota, Fungi, Ascomycota, Dothideomycetes, Mycosphaerellales, Mycosphaerellaceae. The transcript has 4 exons. The record is from RefSeq and is a predicted model, not a curated record. Gene Ontology annotation, molecular function: oxidoreductase activity. Bases 1 to 954 code for a protein of 317 amino acids.